AUGUCUGCUCUGCAUCUCAUCCCUCAAGAGCCGCCAAGUCCUCCGUUUUCUGUAGUCCCAUUGACAAGCCUGCUCGGAUGGGAAGACUCGGACUCAAACGGUUUGGAGGACCCAGAAGACUCUGUCUCUGAUCUAAACCAACAUUCAGCUAAUGCGGACGAGUCGAACCAACUACCAGCGGAUCCGUCUCCCAUCGCUCAGCUGCCAAGCGAGACCCUCAUCACCAUAUUCCUCGAGAGUGUUGCCCACGAUACUCCUUCUUCGUCAAAUCUAGGUUGGGUCCAAAUAACUCAUGUCUGUCGAUUCUGGAGGGACCUCGCUCUUCACUCCCCACUGCUAUGGACCAAUAUACCUCUUCGCCUAGGCCGAGAAUGCAUGGAAGAAUUCAUUCGCCGCUCGAACUCGGCUCCACUCAAACUCUACCACGCACCAGGCCCAAACGUCCUGCCACUCUCAGAAGUGCCGAUCGAGAGCAUACGACAUCGCGUUUACAGCAUCAGCAUUGGCUAUACGACGAAUGCACAGGAGAGAGCCCACAAGUUUAUUGACGACCUUCUCCAAUCAGCACCGAGUCUGGAAGAAAUUCGUAUUGCCGGUAUGAGGGAACCAGGCAGUGGAUUUGGAAUCGUGAUUGACAGCACCCUAGGAUUCGAUUCUCCCCGCCACUUUUUCACUCGGUCUGUCCCGCUUCUUCGCAAGCUGUCUCUGCACAGUAUAUCACCAAUCCCUUGGAGCGCAUUUCCCUUCCAUAACCUCACCCGACUGGAGAUUUCUUCACAACUCUGGGAUCUUCCGAGAGAUGGUACCGAGGAUCACACGAUUAUAUCCUCUCUCCUCGAUCUGCUCAAGACAACGCCAGAUCUCGAGACGCUAGAGUUGUGCAAUUCCCUACCUAACAAUAGGAAGAAAAACAGUCAGAUCAUUCCCCUUUCUCCAUUUGUCGUCUCAUUGGUUCGUUUGUCCACGAUAAUCGUUCGCGGAGGUCAGGCGUCUAUUAUCGGACGGUUACUCCAGAGCCUUCGCCUACCGUCUUUCACCAACGGUCAUUUCGAAUGCGCGUACUCCGGACGUCGAGACUUUCACGUCAUACUCGAGGCACUCAGGAUGUUACUGCCGAUUUGCUUCGCCAGGCUUACACCCGCGACACAUAAUCCGAAGUCCCAGAACCUUGGUAUGAUUUACGAGCUGGAGUCGGGUUCGUCGGCCUCCAAUGAGCGUUCUACUACAUCAGUUCAAUUGAUCACCCGCGGGCAUAAGGAUCUCCUCUCCGACGCGUGUCUCGAGCUGCUCCAGGAUGUACGGCAUCUACGUCUCGAUAACAUCUCCUGGAAAAGCUCGAAGAGGUGGCAAAACGCCUUCGCCCCGUUGAAGCAAGUGGAAGAAGUCACCUUUGUGUCGCGCGAAGGGGAUUAUUUCCUCAGAGCGUUGGAGCCCAUCUCUUCCGCGACAGAUGGUUGGGAGGACAAGCCAUUAUUCCCAGAGUUGCGUAGAUUGCACUUAGUAGGAGCGUCACUCGAUGUCAAGGUAUACAAUCUUUUCCGGCGUCGCCUUCGUUUAGGACCGUCUUUCCAGCAUGUCGUAAUGGACAACUGUACGGUCUCGGAGAAUGUGGUGAAAUGGUUCGGGGAGUUGGGGCUAGAUGUGGUGUGGGACGGUGUGACCACGUCGGUUGAUCAGGGGCAGGUGGAAGACGACGAAAUUGAGGACGACAAUGGUGUUGAGAAUCGUUGGCCUCCUCAGUGA
Molecule: messenger RNA, 1743 nt
Organism: Stereum hirsutum FP-91666 SS1
Lineage: Eukaryota; Fungi; Basidiomycota; Agaricomycetes; Russulales; Stereaceae
Exons: 3
Coding region: 1-1743 (580 amino acids)
Molecular function (GO): protein binding
Source: RefSeq, a predicted model, not a curated record